AUGUCACCACCGUCAUUGCAAACGCCGCUCUCGAAGCUGCUGGGCAUCCAGUACCCCAUAAUCCUCGCCGGCAUGGCGCGCACAUCUGGUGGCCCCCUCGCGGCUGCUGUGUCAAACGCCGGUGGCCUGGGUGUGAUUGGAGGUCUAGGAUACACCCCGGAACAGCUUCAAUCCAUCAUCGAUGACCUCAAGUCAAACCUGCGAGACAAGAACCUGCCUUUCGGUGUCGACCUCGCGCUCCCACAAGUCGGCGGUAGCGCACGCAAGACGAACCAUGACUACACACAUGGACAGCUCGACGAUCUUAUCGAGGUUACGAUCAAGAAUGGCGCAAAGUUGUUCGUAAGCGCUGUGGGUGUACCGCCCGAGCGAACUAUCAAGAGGCUGCACGAAGCAGGUAUUCUGAUCAUGAACAUGGUCGGACACCCCAAGCACGCGAAGAAGGCACUAGAUGCAGGUGUGGAUAUCGUGUGCGCCCAGGGUGGAGAAGGCGGAGGACAUACCGGCGAUAUCGCGAACAGCAUCCUGAUUCCCUCUGUCGUGGACGUCGCGCGCAAAUACAAGAGCCCCCUCACAGCCAGCAGCUUGAUGCAAGGCGCACAAGGUGUGUGGGUUGGCACACGCUUCGUCGCCUCCACCGAGGCCGGCUGCUCGCAAAUGCACAAGGAGAAUGUAGUUACUGCCGACUUUACAGACACAGGCCGGACACUAGUUGUCAGUGGCCGACCGUUGCGCGUCAGGUACAACGACUAUAUCAAAGAGUGGCAUGCGCGCGAGGAUGAGAUCAAGAAGUUGACGGAUGCGGGUAUUGUGCCGCUGGCAAAGGACAUGGACGAUGGGAAGGAUGUGGAUAUCCCGUUCUUGAUGGGUCAGGUUGCGGGGGUAAUCGGCGAUAUUAAGCCUGCAAAGGAGAUUGUUGACGAGAUGGUGCAAGAGGCCGUCGACAUGUUGAGGCUAGGGCAGACUGAGUUCGCGGCGACCGAUCUGAAGACCGUCGGUAAUUAUACACUGGGGAAACUUAUAGGCAAAGGAAGUUUUGGCAAGGUCUACUUGGCAUCACACAAACUGAGCAAUGGCUCCAAGGUCGUGCUCAAGAGCGCGAAGAAGGACGACGCAAACCUCGCGCGCGAAAUCCAUCACCACCGCCAAUUCAUACACCCACACAUCGCCCGUCUGUACGAGGUCAUAGUCACCGAGGAGCUAGUCUGGUUGGUACUCGAGUACUGCCAGGGCGAUGAACUCUACAACUACCUCCUAGCCAAGGGCGCCCUCGAAGCCUCCAGAGUCCAGAAGAUCUUCACCCAACUCGUCGGCGCUGUAUCCUACGUCCACAACAAGUCCUGCGUCCACCGCGACCUCAAACUCGAAAACAUACUGCUGGACAAACACGGUGAUGUCAAGUUGGUCGACUUUGGUUUUACGCGCGAGUACGAGGGCAAGUCGAACUACCUGCAAACAUGGUGUGGAACUAUCUGUUACAGCGCGCCGGAGAUGCUUAAGGGCGAGAAGUAUGCGGGUGAAAAGGUGGACGUUUGGAGUUUGGGUAUCAUCCUCUACGCGCUUCUGGUGGGCGAGUUGCCUUUUGACGAGGACGACGAAAUGGUCACGAAAAACAAGAUACUGAAGGAGGAACCAAAAUAUCCGGAACACUUCCCGCAGCAAGCAAGAGAGCUGUGUUCGUCGCUCCUUUCGAAACGGCCGAUCUUGCGACCUACAUUGGCGGAUAUACUACAAAACCCUUGGUUAUCGGAACAUGCGCCUCGCCAGCAGGAGAUUCUGAAGCUUCAACAGCCGGCGCCUUUCUCGACGGAACUGGAGAAGGAGGUGUUGCAUCGUAUGCGUGCAGCUGGAGUGGAUAUUGACAUGGUAAUUGAGAAUGUGUUGGCCCAACGAUGCGACUCGUUGGCCGGUUGGUGGGCACUACUGCUUGAAAAGGAGGAACGCAAGGCAAAACGAAGAGAGCGCAAGCGCAAGGAGAAGGAAGCAGAAGCUAAGAGCCUCAGACGGUUGAGCGCUGCAAGUAGCCGACUGGACAAACUUGCGCCUACCAUCAGAGAAUCGGACGAAGAGGGUAUACAUUCCCCAUCCACACCAAAAAGUCGCGGUAGGACUAUAAAUCGAAGCAGCUUGCACGGUGCUCCCGAGCUACCCAAAUUACCGGAAUCACUAACCUCUCCCAAUCUUACCGUCGACGACAAGCCGCUUCCACCAAUUGAUACACAUCGGGGCCGUAAAUCCCAUUCCUCCUCGCGCCCGCCACCACCAGCAAAAGAUUUAGAUAGACGGCGAUCACGCAGUAGCAUGUUACAAGUCGUGUCCACUAACCCCGACCUCCUCUCGCCCAACGGCUUCGUGCCUAAGCGGCGCCGGAAGCAGCCCUUCAUCAACCACCUUUUGUCACUUAGGAAUUGGAUAAAGGAAACGUCGAAACGAGCACGAUCACCAGGCUCAAAGGCUAGCAGUGGCCAAUCCCCGAAAAUACCUCCAAUCUCCGCCAAUACCACACACGCCAGGUCCCCGACCCCGAGGUUCGACCCACGGCUCAGGCUCCAUGAGAAGGCUCUCAGCAUCCCCCGCCCCACUGACACCGCGAUCCUCAUAUCGUCGUUCCUCUGGUGGACUCCGAGGCCGAAAGUCUACAUCAUCAUCUGUAUCUUCGAUUCGCAGUAUGCCACACCACCAUCACUCGCACUCGAAAGCCUCAUCCACGUCCUCCGCCUCGCUCGCCUCUCCCGCCGUCUCCUCCUCCCCGCAACUCCCACAUCCUCAAGCUUUCCCUCCAACAUCCGCCUUGUACGUUCUGGAUUCCCACCUGGCCUCACAGAGUCCAGCGCCGCCUUCGGAAACGGUAAUAGUAUUCCUCCGCAAUCUCCAGGUCUGAUCUUCGCAAAGAGGAAGAGGAGUCCAUUCAAAGGACCCAUGCUUAAUGUUAAUACUGGGGCUUUAAAUGGCAGUCACGCAAACGGUAGCGGCUGGAGGAGCAGAAGUGGAGAUAGCGGUAUGGGUAGUAGAGGAACAAGUGUUCAAGGUCGAAGGAGUGGAGAAAUACUGGGCAUCACCGAGGAAGAUGAGGAGGAAGAGGAAGAAGUUGAAGAGGUUGAGACGUUUGGAGGCAAGUUGGGUGAAGGCGAGUUCGUUGAAGAGGAAGGGCCUGGGCCGUUGACCCCGCCUAAAGAGAAUUUUAAAGAGAGGGCUUGA
Messenger RNA from Alternaria atra, 3198 nucleotides. RefSeq lists its product as uncharacterized. Gene Ontology annotation, cellular component: cytoplasm. Gene Ontology annotation, molecular function: ATP binding; protein serine/threonine kinase activity; nitronate monooxygenase activity. The transcript has 7 exons. The record is from RefSeq and is a predicted model, not a curated record. Gene Ontology annotation, biological process: intracellular signal transduction; protein phosphorylation. NCBI's taxonomy places the organism in Eukaryota, Fungi, Ascomycota, Dothideomycetes, Pleosporales, Pleosporaceae. The coding region runs from base 1 to 3198 and encodes 1065 amino acids.